Molecule: messenger RNA, 806 nt
Organism: Pyrus x bretschneideri (Chinese white pear)
Lineage: Eukaryota; Viridiplantae; Streptophyta; Magnoliopsida; Rosales; Rosaceae
Product: NHP2-like protein 1
Exons: 5
Coding region: 139-525 (128 amino acids)
Biological process (GO): mRNA splicing, via spliceosome; ribosome biogenesis; maturation of SSU-rRNA
Cellular component (GO): small-subunit processome; precatalytic spliceosome; U4/U6 x U5 tri-snRNP complex
Molecular function (GO): RNA binding
Source: RefSeq, a predicted model, not a curated record
GUAUAAACGACGGCGGCCCAGAAAUCUCCUCUAUAAAUACCCCCGCAGUAGACGGUAAACGCUCUCCUCCUUAAACCCUAAUUUGGUGCGCAACAAAAACCCUAGCCUCUCUGCACCUCGAAUAGACGACGACACACAAUGACCGGAGAGGCAGUGAACCCGAAGGCGUACCCGUUGGCCGAUGCGCAGCUGACGAUCACCAUACUCGAUCUGGUUCAGCAAGCUGCUAACUACAAGCAGCUCAAAAAGGGCGCGAAUGAAGCAACUAAAACCUUGAACAGGGGUAUUUCGGAGUUUAUAGUGAUGGCGGCGGAUACUGAGCCUCUGGAGAUUCUUCUUCACCUUCCCCUGUUGGCUGAGGAUAAGAAUGUGCCCUAUGUGUUUGUCCCUUCGAAGCAAGCACUUGGACGAGCAUGCGGUGUCACAAGACCUGUCAUUGCCGCCUCUGUGACAACAAACGAGGGAAGUCAAUUGAAGUCACAAAUACAACAACUCAAGGAUGCCAUUGAGAAGCUCCUUAUCUAAACCAUUUCGGAGUGCAUACUCGGUGUGAUGGGCCUCUCGGACUGUAGCGAGAGCCUUCAGAGGCUUUGACUGGAGUUGUUGUGUACUAGGAAAUCCUUUAAUGUUGACUUUGUACUAAAGUUUUGUUUUUAAUGAACUGCUAGGCAAGCUUGAAUCUGAAAUAUACUUGGAUGAAUUCAAGAUGAGUGUUGCUGUUAACUACAAGCUUAUGUAACAACUUGCGUUGAGUAAUUGCCUUGUUCUUCGGUUGCUAUUUCAGAGAGAUCAUUAGUAAUGCUUUA